Leptidea sinapis is the source of this 3689-nucleotide messenger RNA. It is a transcript of the gene Gpo1, whose product is annotated as glycerol-3-phosphate dehydrogenase, mitochondrial. The coding region runs from base 18 to 2183 and encodes 721 amino acids. Gene Ontology annotation, cellular component: mitochondrion; glycerol-3-phosphate dehydrogenase (FAD) complex. Gene Ontology annotation, biological process: glycerol-3-phosphate metabolic process. Gene Ontology annotation, molecular function: calcium ion binding; glycerol-3-phosphate dehydrogenase (quinone) activity. The record is from RefSeq and is a predicted model, not a curated record. NCBI's taxonomy places the organism in Eukaryota, Metazoa, Arthropoda, Insecta, Lepidoptera, Pieridae. The transcript is spliced from 16 exons.
UAUUGCGAACGAAGAAAAUGUCACGAAGAAGACUGCUGCUGGGAUGUACUGCAGGUGUGACUGGAGCAGUGCUAGCGACCUGGGCACUGGCUGCAGAUGACUCUCCAGCUCACUGGUACAAACCAGCGACGGUGUCGGCUAAGACGGAACGAAAGAAGCGCGUCCUGCCCUCACGGAAUGACCAGAUCAACAAUCUCCAGGCUGGCCACACUUACGACGUGCUGAUCAUCGGCGGAGGAGCCACAGGAGCCGGCUGCGCACUCGAUGCUACAACACGAGGUUUGCGCACGGCUCUGGUGGAGGCCGACGACUUCGCUAGCGGCACAUCUAGCAGAAGUACCAAGCUGAUCCACGGAGGUGUGCGAUACCUCCAGAAAGCUAUUCUGCAGCUGGACUACGAGCAGUAUAAGAUGGUGAAGGAGGCUCUCCACGAACGCGCCAACAUGCUGGAGGUUGCUCCUCAUCUCACACGACCUUUGCCAAUCCUGCUGCCAGUCUAUAAGUGGUGGCAAGUCCCCUAUUACUGGUUCGGUAUCAAGAUGUACGAUCUGGUGGCGGGAGACAGGAAUCUCAAGAGUUCCUACUAUCUCUCCAAGAAGAACACUCUAGAACUUUUCCCCAUGCUAAAGUCGGACAAUUUGUGCGGUGGGAUUGUCUACUACGACGGUCAACAAGACGACGCCCGUAUGAACCUGGCCAUAGCACUGACAGCCGCCCGGCACGGAGCUACCAUCGCCAACCACGUGUCUGUCAUCAAGCUACAUAAGACGGCCGGCAAGCUGAGCGGAGCCAGAGUCAAGGAUGAGUUGACUGGCAAAGAAUGGGACGUAAAGGCGAAGUGCAUUGUUAAUGCAACUGGACCGUUUACGGACACCAUCCGUCAAAUGGAUGACCAGAGCGUGAAGCAGAUCUGCUGUCCAUCAUCAGGUGUGCAUAUCGUGCUACCGGGAUACUACAGUCCCGAACACAUGGGUCUUCUAGAUCCUUCCACAUCCGAUGGCAGAGUGAUCUUCUUCCUUCCAUGGUUGAAGGGAACCAUUGCCGGCACCACCGACCUCCCGUGCGACAUUACCCACAGCCCGAAACCCACCGAAGACGAGAUCCAGUUCAUCCUCACCGAAGUCAGGAACUAUCUCAACCCUGAUGUUGAAGUUCGGCGUGGUGACGUGCUCUCCGCUUGGUCUGGCAUCCGGCCCCUGGUGUCAGAUCCCAACAAGCCGGACACCCAGUCGCUGGCUCGCAACCACAUCGUGCACGUGUCACCCUCCGGACUGGUGACCAUCGCGGGAGGCAAGUGGACCACCUACCGCUCCAUGGCUGCCGAGACUAUCGACGCUGCCGUUCAAAGUGCUGGCUUAAAACCGCUUUACCAGGAAUGCCAGACGGACGGUUUCCUGAUCGAAGGUGCCCAUGGUUGGACUCCUACUAUGUAUAUUCGCCUGGUGCAAGAUUUCGGCUUGGAAAUGGAGGUGGCCCAGCAUUUGGCGAAGUCAUACGGCGAUCGGGCGUUCGCUGUUGCUAAGAUGGCAUCCAUGACUGGCAAGAGGUGGCCCGUUAUCGGCAAAAAGGUUCACCCCGAGUUCCCAUACAUCGAUGCAGAAAUCAGGUACGGUGUCCGCGAGUACGCAUGCACGGCCAUUGACAUGAUCGCGCGGCGACUCCGUCUCGCCUUCCUCAACGUGCAAGCUGCAGCCGAGGCGCUCCCCGGUAUCGUGGACAUCAUGGCGGAGGAGCUCAAGUGGAACGAGGCCGAGAAGCAGAGGCAAAUGAAAAUGGCCGCUGACUUCCUGGCAAACGAGAUGGGACAAAUGGUGAACAGAGCCAGCCGUGAUAAGAUCCCCAUCAACCUGAACAAAGAUGAAAUUCAGACGUACAUCAAACGUUUCCAGAUUAUCGACAAGGACAGGAAGGGAUAUGUGUCUAUUAACGAUAUUAGGAGAAGUCUUAAGAACUACGGUGAAGAAGUGACCGGCGAACAGUUGCACGAAAUAUUGAAAGAGAUCGACACUAACAUGAAUGGACAAGUCGAACUCGACGAAUACUUGCAGAUGAUGUCAGCCAUUAAAUCUGGCCACGUGUCGUACUCGAGAUUCGCGCGGAUGGCAGAAAUGGAGGAAGAGCAUCAUGAGAAGGAAAUCCUGAAGAAGCAGAUUAGUGUGGAGAGGAGUGGUGGAGGACUUUAAAAUCAUAUAUUGGAAUUAAAAUAUGAUAUGUCGUCUCCAUUGUCUAUGGCCACAGAUAGCGCAACGAAGAGAAGCGAAUAUCUUAAUGGCGCAUCGAAUAAUUAUUUAUUAACCACUUUAUACUUACUGAAUAUCAUUUUAGGCUGUAGUUAGACCCCAUCACUAUAGUCACUUUUACGUCCAGUAUAAUAAUUAUGUUAGUUACCCAAUAUUAUUUAUUAUAUCAGUAAUAAAUAGGAGAAAAUGGUAGAAUCUGUAGCAAGCAUACCUAUUUCAAUCAAAAAGGAACCGGCAUUAUUUAUUAAUAAUAUAAUCUACUUUUAAUAUUGCAAGAUUAAAAAACCAAUGUCUUUUUAUAACGUUGUUACUAAUACAUGAAUUUAUUUCUCGAUACCCCAAUCUAGAAAACUGUUAUGAAUUUCACAUUUGAAUAUUUAAAAAAAACAUAAUACACUAAAUGUUAAUUUUUAUCAAAUAAUUUAUAAUUGUCAGGUAUCGUUUUAGUCCCCUUUAAAAGUAUUUUAUCUGAUAAAAGUAAAUUUAAGAUAUUUUUGCUGGGCUUGUUUUAUUAAAUGAAUUCAUACUUUAUUCAUUUUAUAACAGUUAUCAAAUGAAUACAAAUCAGAGAAACAGAAAUAUUCAACUAUGAAUGACCCCAACUCACUAUUGAAUUUUAUUGUCUUGGAUCGUUCGAAAUUAUUGUUACUUAUAAUGUUACGGAUUAUUGAAGUUGAUAUACCUACUUCUUUUGGCGCGCUAGCGAAAAAUUAUCAGAGUAAAAAUUUACGAUGCGCGCGCAAACUGUCACGCAAAUUAACCCUAACGUUAGCUGGUCAACUAGACCAUUUGUAUCAUACUUCAGCUACCAAACCUCUUGUAACUCAUAUGUCUACUGAACCAUAACCAAUGGACGAGAAUUAAAUAAAUUUCAAUACGUAAUUUAAAAAAAAAAAAAAACUCUCUUAAUUGUAUAAUUUUUUUUAAUGAUAUUAAAUUUUCUCGUUAUUUAACUAAAUUAUGCGGUAUAAUAAUCGUUCAUUAGUUUUAAUAAUACCUUUUUUUAUGAAAUUUGAUUACGCCAAAUAACUUCUUGCGUGCGUAAAUAACACAUUUUUAUUAGUACUAAAUAAUAAUGAUAUUCGCAUUCAAAUAGCACAAUUUUAUUCCUUAACUCACUAGUUUUCUAUGCCCUUUGUAAUUUUUAUGUAUAAAAUACGAAAAACAAAGAGAUUAUAUAUCAUUUAAGUACCUAGAUAGUUAAAUUGUAACUUAUUAUUUUAUUAACUUAUUCUAUUGAACGAAGGCCGAGUGCAGUAUUGUAUGUGAUCUUAAAAUAAAUAAAAUUAUUUCUCAAAUUUAGUUAAAUUCCCUUCAUGAUAAUAAUAUGGACCUAGUUAAUUGGUGACAUGUUUUAUUGUAUUAUUUAUUAUAGUAAGUACAGUUAUUUGUCUUACGUAACAUUUUGUUAAGACUUACCUAUGCGUUGAAUAAAGUAAAUCAGUAGUU